Messenger RNA from Staurois parvus, 465 nucleotides. NCBI's taxonomy places the organism in Eukaryota, Metazoa, Chordata, Amphibia, Anura, Ranidae. The record is from the annotation of a GenBank genome assembly.
AUCAAGCACCUAGGCAUGCAGACUGCUUCUACAAACAUUUGUGAAAGAAUGGGUAACUCUCAUGAGCUCAGUGAAUUCAAGCGUGGUACCGUUAUAGGUUGCCACCUGUGCAAUAAGUCCAUCCGUGAAAUCUCCUUGCUUCUAAAUAUUCUCCGGUCAACUGUUAGUGGUAUUAUAACAAAGUGGAAGAAAAUGGGAACAACUGCAACUCAGCCACAAAGUGGUAGGCCACGUAAAAUGACAGAGGGGGGUCAGCGCAUUCAAUAGCUAAAGACCUCAAAACUCCAUGUGGCCUUCAGAUUAGCAUAGCAACAGUGUUUAGAGAGCUUAAUGGAAAGGGUUUCCAUGGCUGAGCAGCUGCAUCCAAGCCUUACAUCAACAACUGCAAUUCAAAGUGUCAGAUGCAGUGGUGUAAAGCAUGCCACCACUGGACUCUAGAGCAGUGGAGAAGUGUUCUCUGCAGUG